AUGACGGAAGCCGUUUACUCUGAUCGGAGUGGCUUGCGUCUCCCUCCUGUUUCUGCAAACUUUGAUCAUCAUUCUCCGUUGCGGCCCAAGGUGCCGGCGGAAUCACAUAUUGUUCAAAACCCUAACCCUAGUUCUGGGGCUGUGGCGGCUGCGACUGAACAGGGUCUCCCUGGUGCGCCGGCGGGUUCUUCUGGUGCAUCAGCGAAAGCUCUGGUAACGGGGGUGGAGGCGUCUGGGGUUGCUCCAGCAGCCAAAACCUCUUAUGCUGCGAAAGUUCAAUCGAAAACUUUGAAGAAACCCGAUGUUGCUGCUUACGGGCUCCGCAUUCUUCAUCCCAAGAGAGAGGGAGAUAUUGUUACUCUAUCGGUGCCAAAAUCUGAAUACCAAAAAAAACUUGAUGAGUUUCAGUUCGCUCUGAUCGGAAGGCUUAUCCAACGUAAAGGCGACAGGCCGCGUGCGUUUUCGGAUCUCACCCAAGAGCUUCAGACUAUUUGGCAAUGCUUUGACUGCCAAUUUGUGCCCAUGGCUAAGGGCUUCUUUGUCGUCAAAUUUCCUACGUUAGAAGAGAAAAAGAAAGUGAAGGCGAAUUCCUCUAUACAAUUGUCGGCUGGUCACGAAGUGUCGUCUCUAGCCCAAAUUUGGGUCCGGGUGUACUAUCUUCCUGUUGAAUUAUGGACUCCGGUGAUCAUUGCGGGUAUUGGUCGUGCACUUGGACAUCCAUUACGUAUUGAUAAUGCUUCGGCUAUUGGCCAUGUUGGGCACUUUGCGAGGAUCCUGGUUGAGAUUGACAUGGCUUUACCUAUUCUUAAUUCUAUGUACGUCGAUGACGGUGAUAAUUCGUUCUAUAUUGAGUUUAGCUUUGAAUCUAUGCCUCUGUUUUGUUCGCGAUGUAAACUUACAGGCCACUCAACGGACAAAUGCCGGAAACUCGUGAAAGAUAAGGAUAAGCAGAAGAUCGUGGAGGGUUCUAAAGAGCAGGACAUGCAAAAUGCUGUGACUACCGUUACUAAGGGGGAUUUUUUGAAGCCUGCUUGGCAGCCUAAAGAUUAUUCUCAUGAAACCAUUUUGGAGAAAACGUCUGGGCCUAUCACGGUGCCGGUGAAAGAGAGUGAUCUGCCUCUCAUUGGUAAUCAUUUUCAGCUACUUGAAAAGGAUGAAGAGGUGGACGAAACUAUUAUUGCGGAUUCAGAUUUUAUCGUUAGGAAAAAGGAUGAGGGAGUGGCUAGUGAGGAUACCAUUAUUCAAAACACUUUGUCUUCGGCUUCUAAGAGAUGUACAGCCGUGGAUGGAGCGACGGCAGGAAGUGAUAAGGAGGUUGAUAGCAAGUUGAAGCAGAAUUCUAAAACUCCUUUUCAUGGGGAAGCCUCGGUGGCCAUGGUUUCGGACAACAAGGUUUCUUCUAUCUCUGCGGAGGGCAGGCAGAUUAGGAGCAGCGAAAAGAAGAGCAGUGUUAAGCCUGCCACUUCUUCGGAGGGAAAGAAUGCUGCAACCAUGCAGCAAGAUAUCUCUAACAGUACAAUGGUGAACCAGGGAGAUUCGGAGGAUACGGAGUUUGAGGCUGAAGGGCCCUUGAAUUUGAAAGCUCGUCUUAGUAGAUUAGAGGAGCAGGUACAUGUUAAGGAAGAAGAAGACGAAUCAAGCUCGAAGGAUCUGUAG
Salvia miltiorrhiza (redroot sage) is the source of this 1656-nucleotide messenger RNA. RefSeq lists its product as uncharacterized. The transcript has 3 exons. The coding region runs from base 1 to 1656 and encodes 551 amino acids. The record is from RefSeq and is a predicted model, not a curated record. Lineage: Eukaryota; Viridiplantae; Streptophyta; Magnoliopsida; Lamiales; Lamiaceae.